Molecule: messenger RNA, 2024 nt
Organism: Camelina sativa (false flax)
Lineage: Eukaryota; Viridiplantae; Streptophyta; Magnoliopsida; Brassicales; Brassicaceae
Source: RefSeq, a predicted model, not a curated record
CAAAACCUCAACCUCAGAACGUUCCUGUCUCAGUCGAAACAACAACAAAAGAUCUCAACCUCUUAAUGUUGCUUGUCUCACUCGAAAUAAUUCAUCUGCAGGUGUCGAGAGUGUAAUAGAAGGAUAAGAUGGGGAGUUUGAGUUACUUGCUACAGACGCUAGGACUUCUGCUACUCUGUUAUGCCGUGGCAGCUUAUAAAGUACCACUCACGAACGCCAAGUAUAAGAACCCAAAAGAGCCACUGGGGGUCAGGAUCAAGAACCUAAUGAGCAGUAUGACACUUGAAGAGAAAAUCGGGCAGAUGAUUCAGGUGGAACGAGCCAAUGCCACAGCCGAAGUCAUUGAAAAGUACUUCAUCGGAAGUGUGUUUAGUGGGGGAGGGAGUGUGCCGAAGCCAAAUGCCAGUCCUGAAGCUUGGGUGGACAUGGUGAAUGAGAUCCAAAAGAAAGCGCUUUCGACUCGCUUAGGGAUUCCCAUAAUUUACGGGAUCGAUGCUGUUCAUGGUCACAACAACGUGUACAACGCCACCAUUUUCCCGCAUAACAUAGGCCUCGGAGUCACCAGGGACCCUGGCCUUGUGAAGAGAAUUGGUGAAGCAACUGCGCUUGAAGUUAGAGCAACAGGAAUCCAAUAUGUCUUUGCUCCAUGUAUUGCAGUGUGUAGGGACCCUAGAUGGGGAAGGUGCUAUGAGAGCUACAGUGAGGAUCACAGAAUAGUUCAACAGAUGACUGAGAUCAUACCCGGUUUGCAAGGUGACCUUCCAACCAAUCAAAAGGGUGUACCUUUCGUCGCUGGAAAGACCAAAGUCGCAGCCUGUGCUAAACACUUUGUUGGAGAUGGAGGUACAUUGAGAGGUAUGAACGCAAACAACACGGUUACUAGCUCAAAUGGUUUGUUCGGCAUUCACAUGCCGGCUUAUUAUGAUGCGGUAAACAAGGGAGUUGCAACAGUUAUGGUUUCCUACUCGUCCUUGAACGGGUUGAAAAUGCAUGCCAAUAAGAAACUUAUCACGGGUUUCCUCAAGAACAAGCUCAAGUUCAGGGGCAUUGUCAUCUCCGAUUAUCUAGGUGUUGAUCAGAUCACCACACCUCUUGGUGCUAACUAUUCACACUCGAUUAAUGCUGCUAUCACUGCUGGACUCGAUAUGAUCAUGGGUUCAUCAAACUUGACCGAGUUAAUCGACGAACUAACAAGUCAGGUGAAGCGAAAACUCAUCCCGAUGAGCAGAAUCGACGAUGCAGUGAAGAGAAUCUUGAGAGUCAAAUUCACAAUGGGGCUCUUUGAAGAUCCUAUGGCUGAUCAUAGCUUGGCCAACCAGCUUGGUAGUAAGGAACACAGAGAACUGGCAAGGGAAGCAGUAAGGAAAUCUCUGGUGCUGUUGAAGAAUGGUGAAAAUGCAGAUAAGCCAUUGCUUCCUCUGCCAAAGAAGACCAAAAAGAUCCUUGUUGCAGGAACACACGCUGAUAACUUGGGAUACCAAUGUGGAGGCUGGACAAUCACAUGGCAAGGCCUCAAUGGCAACAAUCUCACCAUUGGAACAACGAUCCUCGCGGCGGUGAAAAACACGGUGGAUCCGAAGACAACCGUCGUCUACGAUCAAAACCCCGACAGCAAUUUCGUCAAAUCCGGCGAAUUCGAUUACGGAAUCGUGGUCGUCGGAGAGAAACCGUACGCGGAAGGAUUCGGAGACAGCACGAACUUAACAAUAUCGGAACCAGGUCCGAGCGCAAUCGGAAACGUGUGCGCAUCGGUGAAAUGCGUGGUGGUGGUAGUAUCGGGGCGUCCGGUGGUGAUGCAGCCUUACAUCUCGAACAUGGACGCGCUAGUGGCGGCGUGGCUGCCGGGAACGGAAGGUCAAGGAGUGGCUGAUGUAUUGUUCGGUGAUUAUGGAUUCACCGGGAAAUUGGCUCGGACGUGGUUUAAGACAGUUGAUCAGUUGCCGAUGAACGUUGGUGACCCGCAUUACGACCCGUUGUACCCGUUUGGAUUCGGGUUAAUCACUAACCCAGUAUAAUAACGCCUU